AUGCAGGACUCAGUAGACUGCCUUGUCCGAGAGUUGGAGUCUUACAGAGGAACAGAUCGAAUCAUCAGGACGCUUUGUUACGGCUCCCAGUUCGUCGGAGGCAUUCUUUCCUGCAAGACAGAUGGUUCGUCUCCUAACCUCGGAAAAAGCCUUCUGCUGUUGUCUGCUCAGCUAAAUCACUGCAGGACAGUGCUGAGACUUUUUGAUGAUCUCCCCAUGCUGGUUUAUACCCACACUUACGGAUUUGGUGCUAAGGAGGAAGACGGAGCCGUGCGCUGGAUAUCGGUCCUUGAGAAUGUGGCCGACCAGCUGUACUACCCGUGUGAACACGUGGCCUGGGCAGCAGAUGCUCACCUCAUUCAAGCAAAGUCUGAUCCUUGGUGGCACUUAAGCAACGCGCUGUGGGGAACCUCGCUGCUGCUUGGCAUACUGAGGUCCCUCCGACUUCUGCUGCUGCUCAGGAGAAAGAGGAGAUGCGAGCUAGAUGGAAGCAGGGACCGUGAGCUCCGCAGACGGAUGCAGUCGGAACUGCUUUCUAUCGUUGGGAAUAUGACGGACCUCAGUAACGCCGUCCACUGGAUGCCACAUGGCUUCCUGUGGGCGGGUCGGUUCCCCACCUGGCUGGUGGGGCUGAUGGGUACCAUCUCUUCUGUGACUAUGUGGAUUCAGAGGAAUGUUGAAGAUCGCAACCAGUCAUGCAGCGCUUAG
Entelurus aequoreus (snake pipefish) is the source of this 708-nucleotide messenger RNA. RefSeq names its product peroxisomal biogenesis factor 11 gamma (gene pex11g). The record is from RefSeq and is a predicted model, not a curated record. Lineage: Eukaryota; Metazoa; Chordata; Actinopteri; Syngnathiformes; Syngnathidae. The transcript is spliced from 5 exons. Gene Ontology annotation, biological process: peroxisome fission. Gene Ontology annotation, cellular component: peroxisomal membrane. Bases 1 to 708 code for a protein of 235 amino acids.